UAUAAUUUUCCGAAACGACACGUAUAUUUGCAAAAUCUGGUUUAAAAAAUAUAGAAAUAAACCCCCCUGAUGAAUUUCUUUUUGAAAAACAACUCCUGGCCUGCUGCAAAUCAGGCUAGAGGUCUGGUGAGAGCAAAAGCCCAGGGACUUAAAAAGAAAGAAAGUAAAAGCCUAAGGAUGGCCUACUUCAAAAGCCCAGUGCUCAGGGUCCACUAUUUCGUGGCCCGCACCCAGUGCCUUCCACCACCAUCACCGCCGGCAUCCUUCCGCCUCCGCCGCGCCACGCCGGUCACUCUGCUUAAACACCAAGCCAAGCCACAAGCUACCCACCCGCCGUGAAACCAAAUCCUUCGCUUUCCCCUCCCACUUCCCGCCCAAAACCCUAAGCCCCGACUGCCACCGCCUCCGCCUCCGCCUCCGCGUGCGCUGGCCAUGGCGCCGCCGCACGAGCUGGACCUCUCUGACGAGGUCGAGGGCGAGCAGGACGGCACCACCGACUUCGUCUUUCGCCUCGCCGGCGACCCCAUCCCCAUCCUCCCGACCUCCUCCUCCCCGCUCCCGCUUUUCGACCUCCAGUCCCCUCCGGCCCGCCCGCUCGUCGUCUCCGACCGCCUCGCCGCCGUCUUCCUCGCGCACCCUAAUGGGUUUAUGGCCGUGAGGACGAAGGAGUUAAUCGAAGCCAGUAAGGAGGCGCGGGAGAAGGGCAAGGCGAGCACCCGCUGCACGCAGGACUGCUGCGUCGCGGACGUGCCCCUCCCAGGCGUCUCUCUCCUGGCGCUCUCCCGUGACGAGUCCGUGCUAGCUGCCUGCACGGACAGCGGGAUCCAGUUCUUCUCGUCUGUUUCCCUGCUCACUCAUAAGGAUGUGGAACCAUCCUCGUCAUGCAGCCUGGGACGAUAUGGCACUGUUAAAGAUUUUAAGUGGUUAAAUCAUGCCUCCACAUCAUAUAUUGUACUCUCGAAUGGUGGGUUGCUGUGUCAUGGGACUUUGGGUGAAGAUCUGAAGGAUGUGAUGGAAAAUGUUGAUGCUGUUGACUGUUGCAAGGAAGGAAAUCACAUUGCUGUUGCAAGAGAGAAUAAACUUACCAUAUUGUCGUCAGAUUUUAAGGAAACAUGCUGCAUGUCCCUAUUGUUCCAGUUGUGGUCUGAUGAAAGUGAUUCAGAGGGCACUACCAUCAAAGUGGAUUCCAUUGGCUGGGUACGUGAUGAUAGUAUUGUUAUCGGUUGUGUUCGAUUGAAUGAAGAAGACAAUGAAGAGGGUUAUCUUGUUCAAGUCAUAAGGAGUGAAGAAAACACAUUUUUUGAGAGCCCAAGCAAGCCAGUUGUUUAUACAUAUGUGGAUUUUUUCCAUGGCAUCAUGGAUGAUGUUUUACCAUCUGGAGUUGGACCUAAUCUACUAUUGGGUUAUCUGCAUCGCUGGGAUCUCAUGGUGGCUUCCAAUAGAAAGAGCAUUGAUGAACACAUUGCCCUUCUGAAGUGGUCGUCCACACCUGAUGACGAAAAAACUAUAAUAUAUCUUGAAAUGUUGGAGGAUAAAUACAGUCCUAGGAUUGAUUUGCAAGAGAAUGGCGAUGACAAUGUCAUACUAGGGUUUGGUGUCGAGAAUGUUUCAUUACUUCAGAAGAUCACUGUAUUAGUUGGACCUGAACAAAAGGAGGUUGCCCCUCAACAUAUUCUACUUUGUUUGACUGGUGAAGGGAAACUAGUUAUAUAUUAUCUCGCCAGGAUUUCGGACCCCUCUGAUUUACCUCACACAACUCUGUCUACUGAGGAUAGCUAUGGUGAAAAACAGAUUUCACCUGUUACUGUAUCCGAAAAGGAGUUUACUCCAAGUGGUACAAGCUCGGUAUCUAAGAGUAUUCUUACAGAACAUGGUGCUGAACCUGCUAGUGCACAAACAGGUAGCAACCAGCAGGGAUCUAUGGAUGUGAAAAACAGUUCCUCAGUUUCAAAAAACCAGGAAACUAUUGGCAGUUCAUUGUUUAUCUCUUCCGAUAAGACGCCGUUGAAUACCAAGCAAGUUAAUGUGACUCCCCCACUUACACCCGCACCUAGCUUAGCACAAACAGGAAACACAAAACCUGGAACAUCUUUGAGCUUUUCUACCGUCAAUAAUGCAGGCGCGGAUCCAACAGGAAGCAAGACAUCUAGUGCAUUAGCUCCUUCCUUGCAACCAAGCAGCAGCAGUAGUUCUGUAAACAGUCAGCUUGGUAAAGGAGGCCUGGAUUCAGCCCAAUCAGUGGGAACACUUGGUGGAUCUCAGAACUACAAUAAAGAUGGUGGCCUUAGUUCCAAAUCAUCAUUGCUUACCCCUAGUGGAUCUGUUCCUGUUAAGAUUGGAGAAAGGAACGAGGCUGGUCUUGGAAGUCACUCGCUGCAAACCAGCUACACUACCAAUAGGAAAGUAUUUGGUCCUUCAGUUGGCUACAGUUCUGAACCUUCACCGUUGAUAGUUCCAGCUAAACCUUCCCCAGUUGGAUCUUCAUCCAGUGGUUUUCGGACAGGAAAUUCUGAACCACUUCAAUCACUGCACGGAUCACCUCUGUCACAGCAAACUAUUGGCAAAUCACACAACAGCAGGACACACACAGCAGUGGACUAUUCUAGAAAUUCCAAGAUGGGCACAAUGCUUGAUUCUGAACAGGACUUGUCUAAAAAGUUUUACAGUAUACAUGAAAUGACAAAGGAGUUAGAUACCCUACUAUCAUACAUAGAAAAGGAUGGUGGUUUCAGAGAUGCCUGCAUUACCUUCCAGCAGCGUCCUCUAUCUAUUUUUGAGGAUGGUUUGCAAAUUUUUUUGGAGUUGUUGCAAGUAUUCAAGAGCAAAGUAGAGGGACAAUGUUCAAAAAUUGAAGAUCUGAGAAAUAAGAUGUUUCAAGUUUCUGCUAGGCAAGCUUACAUGAAAGGAAUUGUCAAUCAAUCUUCAGAUACUCAGUACUGGGAUAUUUGGAACCGUCAGAAAUUGAGCCCAGAAUUCGAAGUUAAGAGGCAAAAUAUUCUCAAAGCUAACCAGAAUUUGACAAAUCAGCUGGUUGAGCUGGAGAGGCACUUCAAUAAUCUAGAGAUGAACAAAUUCGGUGAAACAGGAAGAGUGGCUUCUAGUCGUAGAGCUGUUUAUUCUAAUACAUCAAGGUCUAGCCAGACACAAUUAUCCAGUGUGUACAAUGCACUGAACUCACAAUUGGCAGCAGCUGAGCAACUAUCUGAAUGCCUCUCAAAACAGAUAUCUGCGCUAAAUAUAGGUCCUCCUUCUACGAAGCGAGGGGCUGUGACCAAAGAGUUGUUUGAAUCUAUUGGUCUAGCCCACACAACCGAUGCAACCAAAUUUUUAGGCGGCACUCCUAAGUCAAUUAAAAGUUUUUCAUCAGUGAAUGAGCAUGCAAAGGGCAUAUUAGGGCCUUCCAAGAGUGCUGAGCCUGAGACUGCACGAAGGAGGAGAGAGUCACUGGAUAUGAGCCUGGCAAGUUUGGAACCUCAGAAAACAACCGUUAAAAGAAUAGCACAACAACAACGCCUCAAGAUCAGCAGUGAUCUGCCGUUCAGGUCAAACAAGAAAAUAUUUGAUUCUCAAAUGGCAGCUAUAUCGCAGGAAAAGUCCAGUGGUAGCCCCAAGUCCUCUAUAGUAGAAUCAUAUGUAAGCAGACUGCAUUCUCCGAGCGAAGUUCUAGAUGUAAAAGUGAAACCAUCGGGACCCCAACAGAACUCUUUGUUCAAAUGGGUAAAGGAAUCAACCAGGCCAUCUCAGGGCUCAGAGCAAAAGCAUUUUGAGUUACCAGGGCAAAUGAAAAAUGCCGCUCAAUCUUCAAAAUUGGCACCAUCUUCACCAGCAUCGUUCAGUUACACACAUAAGGGUGCACGGGAUAAUAUCAGUCCAUCCAAUGUUGCAUCCUUGGGAACAACACAUACUGGGCCUAAGUCAAACACGUUAACCUUCAAAACCACUAUAACACCUAAAAGUAAUGCGAACACAGAGCCAAAUAUAUUUCCUUACAUGGCAAAUGCAAAAACUUCCCAGAGUCCACUGUCUGUGAAAACUCCACCUGGGGAGUCUGGAGAUGCAUCUACCUUAACUGUGAAGAGCAGACAGGAUGAUCAGGCAAUGCCAUCUUUGGGAAACAUGAAAGGAUUGGGUGUUUCUCCACAGAACAAGGGUGACAUAUUCAGAGAUCUUAGCAAAUCAUCUUUUACUUCUGAACAGUUCAAGCCUGCUGUAUUACAAGAGAAAACAGGUCAAGCUAGUGGGGUUAGUGAUGCUGUGCAGAACACUGUGAAAGAUGCACUUGAGGUGGCACCUCAACCUCCUGCAUUCUCACCAGCGCCUGUUACACAAUCCUCUUCAUACUCCAUAAAGCCUGGUGUUUCCUCUUCAUCUACAUCAGCCUCAUCAACUAUGCAAGCAUCAGCUGCAAAGACUUCAGAUGUUUUGUCUCCAACAGUUUCUUCGAUUCUUCCAUCUCAGAAAUCAAUGCCGAAAGUUCCUCCAUCAGUACCUGAGGCUACCGUGUCUAGUUCCUUACCAUCAAUCCCAACACCUGUUAAGGAUUCGUCAACUGGCUUGAAUAAAAAUAUGUCCAAAUCUGAAGUGGUUACAUCAGAGGUAACUAGUACAAUAGUUUCUGCAAGUAUUACUUCAGUCGUAUCGACCACUGAAAGCAAACCUUCAUUGCCUCCAACGACUGGUGCCAGCUUGCCUUCUACUCCAGUCUCUGCACCUAAAAUGGUGCCAACAACAGCAGAAUCAGUUGUCACUUCCACAGGAAAAGAUAUAGGACCAAGCAAUCUCUCAACUGAUGAAGAUGAUAUGGAAGAGGAGGCCCCUUCUGCAAGCGCUGAUCUCAACUUGGGAGCACUUGGUGGGUUUGGCCUUGGGUCUCAGCCUUCUUCAAGUCCUAAAAAAUCCAAUCCUUUUGGGAUCUCAUUUGGUUCAUCUGACAAUAAAAGUUCAGGCACACCAUUUACUUUGACAACCAGUCCAGGACAGCUUUUCCGGCCAGCAUCACUAAGCAUUCCUUCAUCCCAGCCAGCCCAGCCAUCUCAGUCAACUAGCUCUAGUGCUUUCUCUAGUACGUUAUCAAGUGGGCUUACUGGAUUUGGACAGCCUGCACAAAUUGGUUCUGGCCAGCAUUCAGGAUUUGGGAAGCCUGCACAAAUUGGGGCUGGUCAGCAGGCAGGAUUUGGGCAGCCAGCACAAAUUCAGUCCGGUUUUGGUCAGCCAGCACAAAUUGGAUCUGGGCAACCGUCAGGAUUUGGGCAGCCUGCACAAAUUGGGGGUGGCCAGCAGUCAGGCUUUGGGCAGCCUGCACAGUUUGGUGCUCAACAGGUGCUUGGAUCAGUGCUGGGUUCUUUUGGACAAUCACGGCAGUUAGGAAGUGUAGGUGCUGGAGGAUUUGGUGGAUUUGCUAGUGCUCCUACAUCUGGGGGCUUUGCUUCUUUAUCUACCAGUAAUGCUGGAUUUGCUGGCGCUGCAGCAGGUGGGGGCUUUGCCGCACCCGCUACUUCUGCAGGUGGGGGUUUUGCUGCUGCUGCUACUGCUACUGGUGGAGGUUUUGCUGCUCUUGCCUCCAAAAGUGGUGGUUUUGCUGCUGCAGCUUCAUCUGGUGGUGGCUUUGCUGCAGCAGCUCCAUCUGGUGGUGGUUUUGCUGCAGCAGCUCCAUCUGGUGGUGGUUUUGCUGCUGCAACUCCAUCUGGUGGUGGUUUUGGAGGUGCCACCCAGGGUGGUGGCUUUGGCAGUGGUGGAUUCGGAGCUUUUGGUGGUAAUCAAGGGGCUGGGUUCUCGGCAUUUGGAGCGAGUGGACCUGGAAGACCACCAGCUGAUUUUUUGACACAGAUGAGAAAGUAGGUUUCGGGCAACCCCUGAGUUCCUCAUGUCUUCCGCAGAAGAUUCAAACGAUUUGUGGUCCAUGUGUAUAUUUCGAAUCUUUUUUUGGGGGUAUGCUGGAUGACAAGUUUAUGCAUCAGCUGGGGCUAGAUGCAAAAGGCCUCGGAGAUAAGUUCAACUGUGAUAUCCGAAAAUUACUAUUGUAUGUUCCACUAUUCACCUAUAUAUACUGUUUAGCGACUCCCUGAGGGCUGAGGCCUUCUCGUGUAUCCCUGAAGCAUUUUGUCGGCACAGUAGUCAGCAGCAGGAACAGCCAUGGAGCCGCAAUGCCUUGACUCAUCAGUGUGGAAAACUUGCAUCAUCCGAACGUAACUGAACCAGACGCCUAAGGCGCUGGAUGAGGCUCUCGACAAAGUCUGCUAUAUGUUUCAGGGUAGCAUCUCUUCGCUCCAUCGCUUCGAUUUGGGACCAUGUCUUGAUUCGGCACCUUAGUUCGUUUCCUGCUGCACAGUAGUAGCAGCGUUCUAGCAACAAUAGUGUAGCAAAGGCCAAUCUGUGGCUUUUUCUUUAUGCGGACUCCUAAUCUGCAUCUGUUAAGCUACUGUAACUACAAGAGGGUGCCAAAUUAUUUUCUUUAUUCAUCUUA
Messenger RNA from Phragmites australis (common reed), 6463 nucleotides. Its product is annotated as nuclear pore complex protein NUP214. Gene Ontology annotation, biological process: RNA export from nucleus. NCBI's taxonomy places the organism in Eukaryota, Viridiplantae, Streptophyta, Magnoliopsida, Poales, Poaceae. The record is from RefSeq and is a predicted model, not a curated record. Bases 433 to 5838 code for a protein of 1801 amino acids. Gene Ontology annotation, molecular function: structural constituent of nuclear pore. The transcript has 18 exons.